Messenger RNA from Lizanozyma spartinae, 1476 nucleotides. RefSeq lists its product as uncharacterized. The record is from RefSeq and is a predicted model, not a curated record. Gene Ontology annotation, molecular function: mRNA binding. The transcript has a single exon. Lineage: Eukaryota; Fungi; Ascomycota; Pichiomycetes; Serinales; Debaryomycetaceae. Gene Ontology annotation, biological process: cytoplasmic stress granule assembly; regulation of mRNA stability; nuclear-transcribed mRNA catabolic process, nonsense-mediated decay. The coding region runs from base 1 to 1476 and encodes 491 amino acids. Gene Ontology annotation, cellular component: cytoplasmic stress granule.
AUGUCUGAACCUCUCGAGACAUCCCCGGCUUCAGUCGUAACUGAGGACACCGAAAUUCCCCAAUCGUCCGUCGAUCCAUCCGUUUCGUCUCCUACAGAAGAUAAUGUCCCAGAUCAACAACAACAACAACAACAACAACAACAACAACAACAACCGCAGCAACAGCAACAGCAACAGCAACAACCUGGCUCCUCUGUUACACCUGAUCCAGUACCAGCUAGCGCAACCGAUGGGGGUCGUGAAGUCAGUAAUGAAACCUUAUACGUUGGCGGCUUGCACAAAUCUGUCACUGAGGACAUGUUGGCAGAAUUGUUUCAAAUCAACGGACCAGCUCCCAGCAUAAGAAUCUUGAAUGACAAGAAUAAACCGGGGUUCAAUUAUGCUUUUAUUAAGUUUGAAACUCCAGCUGCUGCUGAUGCAUCAUUGCAUGCCAUGAAUGGUAAAACUAUCAACAAUUUUGAGAUUAAUAUUAAUUGGGCAUUUCAAAAUACAUCCAAUACAAACGCUAAUGAAGAAACUUUUAAUGUUUUUGUAGGGGAUUUAUCUCCUGAUAUUGAUGAUGAAACGUUGUUCAACUUUUUCAAGAAGUUUCCUUCCGUGAAGAAAGCUCAUGUUAUGUGGGAUAUGCAAACUUCUCGAUCAAGAGGCUACGGGUUUGUUGUGUUUGGAUCUCAUCAGGAUGCAGAAUUGGCUUUACAAACCAUGAAUGGAGAGCAACUUAAUGGUAGAGCCAUCAGAUGUAAUUGGGCAUCCCACAAGCAAUCUUCCAACCAGAAUCAGAUUAAUAACUUCAGAAAUAAUGGUCAUCGUCAAAAUAAUACUAACAGGUUCAGACAAUUCAAUAGCAAUCACAUUCACCAUGCUGGUAAUGCAUUACCCGGCCAACCUAGCUUCAUGCCCCAUCAUUUGCAACAAACUCAAAUGGGAAUGUCGACUUUUGGGGGUCCUUCACCUGAUGCUUAUGUUCCAGGGAAUCAACAAGUGCAACCGAAUUCCAUAGGUAACCAAAUGCAACAACUUUCUGGUGUUGGCAAUAUGAACGGAAAUGGAAAUUCCACCAAUGGGAUUAACAACAAUGUGAAUCAACAACCCAACAAUAUCAAUAAUAAUAAUGGCAACAUUCCUGUAAUGUCAGCCCAAUCUUACGACAUCAUUUUGAGACAAACCCCAUCCUGGCAAACAACAGUUUACUUGGGGAACAUAUCGCACUACACACAACAGAAUGAUUUGAUACCACUUUUGCAAAAUUUCGGAUUCAUAGUUGAUUUCAAGUUUCACCCGGAAAAGGGUUGUGCAUUCGUUAAGUAUGAUUCUCACGAAAGAGCUGCUUUAGCCAUAGUUCAAUUGGCCGGUUUACAAGUUAAUGGUAGACCUUUGAAAUGUGGCUGGGGUAAAGAUAGACCUCAAAUGGGAAACCAAUACCAAAAUUUCGGUAGAGGUGUCCCACCCCCUCCUAUGUAUGGUCAAGGAAGAUAA